AUGUACUAUACAAUGAUAUUUUACAUGCAGGAAUACUGUAAAUCACCUUGGAAAACCAAUUUAGGACUAUCUCAUAGAGGGUUCCAAAAAUCUUUUUUUCGGCCUACAGCCGACCUACCUACCCAACCCCUGGUCCGGCAUUCAGAUCCCUGAACCCCCUUG
Molecule: messenger RNA, 162 nt
Organism: Laccaria bicolor S238N-H82
Lineage: Eukaryota; Fungi; Basidiomycota; Agaricomycetes; Agaricales; Hydnangiaceae
Exons: 1
Coding region: 1-153 (50 amino acids)
Source: RefSeq, a predicted model, not a curated record